AUGAGCGGGCACGAGAUGCAAAAGCGUGGGCAUGUGUGUGUAUUCGCCUUGGUAGCGUGCAUUGCGCUGCUAGUGAUACCGGGUGCCCAGGCAGCGUCUUUAUCUACAAAGAUAAUUCCACACAAGAAAUCUUGCUUUUAUUCCUGGGUCGACCAAGUGCACGAAAAGGUUGGAUUCUACUUUGCUGUUCAGGAAGGCGGCGACUUUGACAUUGAUUAUUCAAUUGUAGCGCCAUCCAACAAGGUCAUUCUCGAAGGCAAAAAAUCCUCGCAGGAAGACUUUGUCUUUACGGCGAAUGAGUUUGGCGAAUACACAUUUUGCUUCGACAAUGUAGGGAGCUCCAAAGAGGAUAAGAUGGUUGACUUCGACAUAACAGUGGAGUCGGAGCCGCGUUCAGAACUUCCCAUUACAAAAGCGGCGCUUCUUGCAGACAAAUCCACCCCGGUUGAAAACUCCAUGUCGAAGCUGGAUUCCGACCUGGCGGCGAUUGAGCGGACACUUCGCUUUUUCCGUAUGCGCGAAAACCAAGGAUUUAGUCUGGUGGAGCUUACGAAACAACGCAUUCUACGCUUCAGCAUCCUAGAGAUGCUUGCGAUUGUGGGCAUUUCUGUGGGGCAGGUCGCAUUUGUGCGCUUCCUGUUCGACCGGAGCGGAGGAACGCGCUACAGCGUCUGA
Molecule: messenger RNA, 675 nt
Organism: Malassezia vespertilionis
Lineage: Eukaryota; Fungi; Basidiomycota; Malasseziomycetes; Malasseziales; Malasseziaceae
Exons: 1
Coding region: 1-675 (224 amino acids)
Biological process (GO): protein retention in ER lumen; endoplasmic reticulum to Golgi vesicle-mediated transport; Golgi organization
Cellular component (GO): endoplasmic reticulum-Golgi intermediate compartment; COPII-coated ER to Golgi transport vesicle; Golgi apparatus
Source: RefSeq, a predicted model, not a curated record